GGAUAUUCCCCAUCCCCAUCCCCAUCCCCAUCGGCCACUACUACCUCUCCCCUCCAUACGAGCGCAGUGCAGUGCCAGUGCUUAUCCCUAAAAGAUCCCCGGCCGCCUCAUCUCCCCUCGUUUCCGAAUUACUCGAGUAGACACCCCUCAACCCUCGACCCCGAUAUCCUCAUCCUCGUCCUCGUCCGCGCUCCCGCUUGCAAGUGGCUGUGAUCUGAUGUGAUCCGACUUGGAAUCUGCAGGCACGCUACCAGGCAGUACCAAUCCUCUUACCAAUACUAGUACCAGUACCAGUACUUGACCACGACUUCGGCACAACGAUCAAGUGGCACACGAUUCCUCAUUCCUAUAUCGACGGGCUGCUCUCCGUUGGACGACAUCUCUUACUCUUCCCACCAUCUGGAUUCCCUCUCCCCCUCCCCCUCACCCCAAUUAUCUUGAGCAUCCCCACCACCGAAUAUACAACCCUUCAUUUCCCCGUAUUGGUACAGACAUUUCUUGUGGUUCCAAAUCUCCGGACCCAAAUGGAUUAAUAGGACUUCCGUCUAUUUCCUAUGCACCAUGAAAAUAUGCGGAAGCCAACACUCCCACCACCAGAGCUGGCUCAAGCCUCAUCACAUUUGCAGCCUUCAAGGCUGCCACUAAAUAUAGUCCAGAGGGGAGCCCCUCCGAACGCUACAGAACAACAUGUAAACGUACCUUUUCUUAGGAAAGAAGAUUCGAGUAGCAGCAAUAAUACUGGUGCUUCUCCGGGAAGAGCAGUUGAUAGGUGGUUCGAUCGAUCCAACGAGCGACCGGAAGCUGGCAUUCAUUCCAUGUACGGUGAUGGUAUGUAUAUCCUGGAUAUAUAGUUUUGGUAACCUCACUGAUCUCUGUGAGCAAGAUGAACCUCCAUAUCUUCUUAAUGACACCGGCUAUGCGAAUAGCACCAAUGGAUGCAGACCUCAAUAUUUUGACUCUCACAUUUCGUACAAUGGCAGCGAAUUUUCAGAAUUAAACAGGAUUGUGAUAGACGAUUUGACCGUCAAAAAUCGAAGAUUACGCGAGAGACUUCGAAAAUACGAGUCCCCAUACAAUCCCGAUUUGGACAAAGACAGGGCACUCGAAAUCAAAAUACAUCGACCUAUGCGUCCAAAACAAAGGAGGGCCCUUGAAGAAGCUCUUCGUAUAUUCGCCUCUAGUAUGGACGAUGGUGACAGUGAUUCCGAGCCCAAGCCAACAAAUCCGUCAGACUUUGCCAGGCCAACCUCUACGACAAAUCUUACGCAAUCAUCAUCGCAAUCGCCUCCAGGUCCUGCGGUUUUUGACAAUUCAAACUCAUCCACAAGGGCUUCGCCCAUAACGACGCCCGAAAAUGUGUUGCGGCCUCACUCUGGUGCAUUGCCAAAUUCGCCGAAAGACGGCCCAACUCGAGGUCGAGAUCCAAUUCUCCCUAGGGACCUCACUGAGCUGACGGAGAAGGAGAGAAAGAAAUUGGUGGUCCAACGUCUCGAGGCCCUCUUUACCGGGAGAGUGAUCGGAAUCGUUGGUGAUCACAAGCAUAUGCUUCAGCAACAAGAAAUAUCGCGGCCUGAAGAAGGCGCCCGUGAAGCAUUUAUCAAAGGACGAGACUCGGAUAAUGAAAGCACGCCCCCAAUGGAAUCAUCAUCAAGUGGAUCGGUGUCUGAGAUUUUUCGCAAAGACGAACAACGAUCCACCCAACCCUUAGAUCUCGACCCUGACCGCGCUCAGAUUCCUUCCGAGAACAUAGCUCAUAUCAAACACCUGCGGACUGGCCUCUCAACACCCCAGCUAGAGACGGAUUCUGACAGCCACCAGGAUGCCGAACAUGGCUCUCAGGGAUGGAUGUACCUAAAUGUUCUCUAUGGAAUGGCUCAGUUGCACCAUAUCAAUGUUUCAUAUGAUUUCAUUCAGUCUGCAGUUGCGGAGUUCAGCGAUAAGUUUCAGUUACAUCCUGACGGCAAAAGGAUUCGUUGGCUCGGGGGUACGACGGGUACUCAUUUGAGUAGUGAUAGCGAUAGCUAUGGAAGAGAGUCCAGAGAAGGGUCAGGUGAACCCAACCGAAAAUACCGAAAGCGGGCGCAAACACAAGGACAGUUCUCAUCGACUGCUAAACAGCCAAUUUCCGGAAGAUCUCACUAUCAGAAGUCGAAUCCGCUACACUAUAAGCCCUUGUUUCCCCACCCCAGGUCGGAUGUUUCGCCGUCACCAGACAAUUCCAGUGACUCCUCCUCGCCCAGAAGAAAUGGGAUGGAAUGGCAAGCCCAUUUUCGGAGUCAAAAAGGCUCAACCAAUAGCUCUGCUAGUAGCAAAAGAAGACGCGAGGAAGGUCCUAUUGUCUUUUACAGCGGGGCACAAUUUUGUACCGACUUAUCAGGUGAUCGCGGUGGCAUCUCGACACCUCUCCACGAUAGCAAGGUUGGUAACGAUGGGUUCAGCACCCGCACCACGGACGUUGUAGGGUCCUCUUCCGGCAAGAAUCUCCCGCGCACACCCUCCGGCUCUGACUUGCCCUACAGGCCAUUCAGAGCGUAUUCUAUGGCCUCGAAAAGUGCCCUAAGGGAAGAAACACGGCCGAGUACUGCGCAGCCAGAGGGGGAUUCCGAUCCUUUGGAGCUUAAUCUUACAAUCAAUUCUUCCUCUCCCCACAAGCAAUCAAAACUUCAUGUUCAGGACUUCCCUGCUUCGGGUUUGGGUGGUACUAAACCCGCGGAUCACUUCAGGGUGACCGUUACUACACGACGAAGAAAGACCGGCAUUGAAUCGACAAACAAGCGGAAAUUCCCUUCUAACCCUAAACCAAGUUGUCCAAGAUUUAUCCACACGAUUCUAAAGGAGGCGUUGGAUACGUUCCGUUACUCAGAGCAAGAACCAGCCACACAUAACUCGGAUUCACGUAGCGCCGAUUCGCCAUUUGUGAAGACAGAAAUUCUUUCUGCCCAUGCACAAUCGUUGAAACCCUCGCAAUUACCACCACCGACUGGAUAUUACGCUCCUUCUUCUUGCUCUUCUGAUGAGAGCAUGGGAUCCGAUUCGUCUUCCCGCUUGAGCGUCGAUGUCAACCACUCACUAGGUCGGGCGAUGACAGGUUCUAGGAAGCAGACUUUGGACAAUCAUAGUAUGAGAGAUUCUGCUGAAAAGAAUAAAGUGGAGGUUGACGACACAUCUCAAGAAGGUGAUGUAAGUGGUGAGGUUGAUGAUGAUGAUGAUGAGAGCAUCGAUAUGCUGGCCCACGCGCGGAAGGCUGAUCCUCAGACCGUAGCUGCGCAAGAACAGGAGUUCGAGAUGGAAGGUGGAUUAUGAUUUCUUUUGUUAAAAGUUUUUCAUGCAUGACUUUAACCAGAUUCCCCAAUCUGUAUUUACGAUAAGAUGGAUUUCUUGGCGGGAGUUUCGGGAGUACCUGAACACGGCGUUAUUGAAAAUUCAUUGUAAACUAUUAUUCACAGAGGAGGAACUGUGGAGUAGAUCUCGCCUUUGGUGUGGCGGCGUGUAUUUAUAUGAAGGGAAUUGAGUCUGGCCGCUAACUUCCCCAACAUGCAAUGAUGGGCAUGGUUGAUAGCAAUGCAGCUUUCUGCCGGAAUUUUGUAUACAUCUGGGGAUAGUUUAUUUACUGCAAUCAUGAACUCAUUAUUACAGGCUUUCUGGGACAAGGAAUGGGAC
Molecule: messenger RNA, 3660 nt
Organism: Hymenoscyphus albidus
Lineage: Eukaryota; Fungi; Ascomycota; Leotiomycetes; Helotiales; Helotiaceae
Source: the annotation of a GenBank genome assembly